GCUGAAGCCGCCCAUCAUUUGGGACAAUUUAGUGGAGAUUUGGGACGACGAGGCGAGCCAGACCAUCUGGUCUCCCUGGGAAGACCGGCACUUCACCGAGCCCGGCUUCGACGUGACGAAGUUGCAGCAAGAGUACGCCGCGUUGUUAGCGUCGAAAUCCACGUCUCUCACUUCCGUGAACGACUUUAUCCUGAGUAAAAACGUACUCACACCAGAGUCAAGAUGGGAAAUCUGCUAGACAAAUCAGCCAGCUUUGCUCGUUUGGCAUGACAAGUUUGUCCUCGUAGCCAAAUCCUGUUUAGGUAGUUCAACAGCAUCACAGAUCUAGUAUAUCAUGCUGAUUGUAGCAACACAAAUUCCAAAACACCACUAGAAAUGCCUCUCAUGGCGCUCCGCAUGACAAACUUCUUUGGCAUGCAGAUUUACAUGACAAACUCUGGGGUGGGGACGGUUUUACUCAGAAUAGACUUUCUGGUCACGCUAUCCGUCACGCUCGGCCGCAUCGCGUUGUUUGACCCGCCGGACUAUGCAUUGCAAAUAUGUCUGGGUCUGGAAGGUUGGAACUUGUGAUGCAUGUUGCGGAUCAUACAAAAAUCUGUGCUGCGUGACUUGCAAAAGGUGCGUACUUCUGGCCAUGCUGCGAGGGCAUUUCUCAUGCAGAACAGGCAUCACAAAGGGGCUGCGGAUCCUGUGAUGCUAGGCCCUGCAUUCCAGACUUGGCGGAGCUUGGAAAAACUGCAUGACAAAUCUCAGCAUGGCGGAGCUUGGAAAAACUGCAUGGCGGAGCUUGGAAAAACUGCAUUGCGUUGCUGGUCCUGUGCCAGUCGCGGGGCAUGUUCGGGUGUUCCGGGCUGUGCUUUGUGCACCCCUCGGACCCCGCACCCCCCCGGGCUUAGUAGCGCAGUCUGUUAAGCAUGACAAAUCUCAGAAUCUUCCAGACCCAGACAUUUUUGCAUUUGAUACGGACGAGAUUUGGCUGCAAACCCCGACGGUGCAGUGGAAUCAGGAGUUGAAAUUCGCGCACAACUACACCCUGGUGUCGGAGUUGUUCAAGAAGGGACUGCGGUACACGUGGAACGAGGAGACGGAAUGCGGCAGAAUUGGCCAACUGAAAAUCGAGGUCGACGACUACCGGUCGCCAAAAACCGUCGGCAUCGCGACCAUCUGGCUGCCGCACUGCGUGGAUUACGAGUUCAGGGAGAAGCAGGCGGUGGAAGGUAGUGCUGGC
Molecule: messenger RNA, 1228 nt
Organism: Amoebophrya sp. A120
Lineage: Eukaryota; Dinophyceae; Syndiniales; Amoebophryaceae
Source: the annotation of a GenBank genome assembly